GCACUCUAAAAACAGUCGAGCCGAAGAUGGCGACUUGUGAGCGGCGGUGUUCGCGCGGUGUUUAGGUCGGGAGAGAGUAAGAGAGGGUACCAUGUUGCCGCGGUCGCAGUGUCCGCAGUGUUUCUGUGAUCCGCGUUAGGCUCGGUGCAAAUGUAGGAAUGUCAGAGGCGAAACGGGUACCCCUGCAGACCCUGGAGUUCCCGGAGUCCCUGGGCCACGCGACGAAGAAGGAGAAAAAGGGGAAUAUGGGCAAGCAGCUCGCGCCCUCCUUCCGCUUCACGCUCACCCUGCCUGAGUCGAACGAGAAGACAUGCCCCGAGUUCAACUAUGCACAGCUCCUCAAAACGGCCGAGAAAAAACGAAGAAAAGAUCAAAAGGAUGGGGAUGAAAAUGCGACCAACGGAUUGGACCCAUACGAUGAUGAUGAUGAGGAUAAGCUUAGAGACAUGGCAAAACGAUUCGAAGCGAAAUAUGGAACAUCUACUACGGGGAAAAAAAAGCACAAAUACGAUGAAUACGUGGAUUUAGGCGCAGGAUAUGACGAAAACGAUUCCUUUAUCGACAAUACUGACGCUUAUGAUGAAAUCGUACCCGAAGAAAUGACUACAGCGCACGGAGGUUUCUACAUUAAUUGUGGGGCCCUUGAAUUUAGAGCAGCUGAUAGACAUACGUUAGUUCAUAAUAAUAAUAAUAACAACAAUAGUGACGAUGAGGAAAGCAGCGAAAGCAGCGAGGAAGACACCGAAGAUGUAGAUAGCCCUAAAAGAAUAGAUAAGCGAAUCAUUAGUUCAUCUGAUGACGAUGAGACAGAGGAUAUUACCAGUGAUAACCCGCGAAAAAGACGGAAAGUUGAAGAAAGCGGUGAAAAGAAAAGUAACCACGAAAAUAACAAAAAACGGAAAAAACCAUCAAAUCAUCAAACUCAAGAUGCACAACAAAAUUCUCAACAAGAUUUAGAUCUUUUGAGACGGAAAGAGAAGAAUGAGACUACAGAUGCUGAGGGUGGCACAGCUUCAGAAGAUCAAGAGGAGAAGAAAAAGCCCGAUAAAUUAGAAAAAAAUAAGAUAAAUGAGAAAAAGUUUGAUCUAAAGAAAUUCGAGAAGAAAUCGUCCAAUAGUAAUGGAUACGAUGCGAAAAAAAUAGAUUUAAAAAGAUUGUGUGGUAAAGAUAGCAACAUUGACGAUGCGAUAGAAAGCGUCGUCAACGCAGCUAGAGGAGUCGAAGAUGAUUCGAGUCGUGAUACAACGGAUUCGGGAAAAUCUCGCGUUUGUCUUUAUGUCGAAUCUGACGGAGAGGAGAUAGAAAAUAAAGAAGCGUCUUUGCCUGAAAAUCUUCCCGAGGAUAUAAAAGAAAUAGUGAAUAAAUUAAAGGUUCAAGCGGAGAACAGCAAAGACAGCAAGAGCAAGUUUUUCAAUAGCGCGAUUAACGAAGUACUUUUUAAUCUAGAGAAGAAACUACGAAUGUUGAAUUUGCCUAGCAUAAGAUUACAAACUUAUGGUCAUCUAGUGCGUUUUUUGCCCUGUAGCAAGAUUACUCUUCUCAGUAGGGCUAAGAAGCUUUAUUUAAAAGAUGCUGAACACAGAGUGAAUGAACCGAUGCAAAAAUUAAAAGCACUGAUUGAUAAUGUCAUGCCAUCAGUUAUGGACAAAUACAUGAAGGAGUGUCAGAAAGUUGCUGAUGAAAAUCCUCAAUUAUACUGGGAGAUAUAUCGGUACUGUUGGGGCUUUGAAGGAUCUCCUGCAGAUGCAGAGAGUAGCGAUGACGAAGAUGGUUCCUCUAAAAAUACAGAAAAACCGAAAAUACCACGAAAACGAUUUCCAUGGACUGAUGAAGCCAAGAAACUAGUCCUUGAAAUUGCUAAUGCCAGGAGACAUUAUUUCAAAAUUCUCAGACCAAGAAAGGAGAGUAUGGAAUCGUUUGUUGCCACCUUUAUGGAUACUAAUGUUUUGCCAUUGUGGCCAACUGGUUGUGUACGAUUGCAGACUUUGUUAAAAUAUGCUAGUCCUGUUGAACCUGUCAUUAAGAAGAAAUUGAAAAAAUCAAAAGAACUGGCCAAUGCAAAUAAUGUUGCCACUUCUGGGAAUAUUCAAAUUUGCAAUUCCGUUGCAAAGAAUGAUAUGGCAAACGCGAAUAAUGUUCCAUCUCAAGAAAGCGAAAAGACAAAUGUAUCCAAAAUUCAAAUUAGUGGUGAAAAUUCAACGAACUUUGCAAGUCAAGCGAUAGCGAAAUCUAACGACAUCAGUGCCGAUAAAAAGCAACAUAGUAGUAAACAUAAAGAUAAACAUGUGGAUAAUAAUGCGAGUCAGCAACAGGAAAGCGCUAUUGUCACCAUUAAUAAUUCUACAGUUGGAAAAAUUUCCGUCGUACCUACAGCACAACUAAUGGCUCAAAAACCAGCUAAGAGUCAUAUUGAAAAAUUUAAUCUCAUGGAUCUAACCAGCAGCUCUCUAUCCAUCACACCUGUUAAUGAUUAUCAUAAAUCAUCAGCAAAAACAACCGAAACGAAGAAGGAUGUAGUUUCCAUUACAGCAUGUCCGGAACCCGUGAGUCAUUCUAAACCAAACGAAAUUUCUCAAACUGGACAUCAUUCCAUGUAUAGACAAGAUUCCUAUUCGUCAGCACAGGUAUUGAAGCACAGGUUCCUGCAGGAGAAUGCUGACGCUAAAUGCGAAAAGAGAUUAGACGAUAAAGAUGUUGACACGAUGGUUAAUAAGACUGACAAGAAGGACAAGAGAAGGGAGCGAUGUGUAGAGGUUAAGCACAAAUUGUCACACGACCCGAAAAAAAGGAAGAAGGAUCAGAAGGUGAUUGAGAUAGGGCCUAUUACCCAAGAUGUAGUGCCUAUGCCACAGCAAACGACCCUUUCAAAGGAGGAACAAGAACAAAGACAAAAUGAGGAAACGAUCGCUGCAACUAAUUUCCUCAGCCAGAUCAUAAAUGAUGAUUCUUCGCCGCGGGGAUUAACGGAUAAACGGAAAGACGGUUUUAUUACAGAUGAUGCUUUAGGAAAUAUGGUACAACCGACAGAGCAGGAAAAAGAUGUUCAGAUGGUAAUGAGAUCGUUAAAGGAAUUGCAAGAGUUACAAGAAAUGAAAUACUCCCCCAGUAAUUCGCCAGUCAGUAAUACCACUCAAAAGCCUGGUAAAUCAAACGCAUCGUACAUUACUUAUCAGGAGGAAUAUCAACGAUUAUACCUCAAGAAGGAGGAUAAGGUAAGAUCUAAGGAAGAAGCGCAAUGGUAAAAAUGAUAUCCGUUUGAAGCGUGAAUUAUGAACACUUGCGACGAUUAGUUAUUAUUUUCACGAGAGAUAAUAGGCGGGACUCUCGAUAUUUAUAUAAUUGUUUCUUUUCAUAUAAACGAUUGAGCGAAAGCUGACCGGAACUUCUUCCAUUUAUACGCCACUAUUGGUGAAAAAGAGCAUGCAACAGUCGAAUAUAGCAAUCAUAUUGUGUGCGGCGUAAGAAUUUUGAAAUAUUUUCAAAUAAAAACCGCCAAAUUAUGUAUAUAAUUCGCUAGCGGUAGUGUCGGUUGUAUAUGUACAGAGCAACUAUAAAUUAUAAAACUCUAGAGUAUUCGAAAGAAGUGCGAAGACUGAGCGAACAACGAGUGAACAGCAAACGUGAAAUUAUAUAUAUUUAAAGUUUUCUUUCAUGUAUUACUUUAUAAUCAGACAUGAAUUAAAUGCUACCGAAACAUUUUGUUUGCAUUCGUUUUGGCAUAUGUAUUUGUAAAACAUCUGUAACGAAAAUUGUCACACUUGCUGUUCGUUUCUAAUUCGUUCAGUGUACAUACAUUUUAAUAAAUAUCUGUAUAUAAGUGAGCAGCGCGUCCAAUCGUCUCCGUGAAUUGGGUGGUCUACAUAAAUUUUAUUUUCAUUCAUUCGACGAAUCGCCUGAUUUUUUUAUUGUGAUUUUUUACCGAUUAUCCAGUAACUGAUGUCUAUAUAAUAUUCUCAGCUACGCAUAUGACACUUUGUUUUAAUUAUAAACAUAGGCAUUAAGUGCUUCCUUUUUUUUUUAAUAAAUACUGCCACAAUGUGGGAGGGGCGGAUUAUUAAUGUAAUACAGUAACCGUUUACUUUAUAUCUUAUAUUUUUUGACCACCCUGUGUCACAGAGCGAGAAAAAGGUGUAUAUUGUUCCUUUUUGCGUUUCAACUGUUAUUAUCAUCAUAAUAUAUGUUAUACGUCAACAAAGAGGGAGAACAAAGUUCAAUUUGGAAUAUAUGUUCUGAAAAUUUAAUGAAAUUAUAUUAUUGCCUUCCAAAUUUUUAUGGAUAAGAAACAGAUAAGCGAUUGUAUGGAACUAAUCAAAAUGAAACCAUAGUAUCAGAUUUCUGUUAUUGCAAGAGUAAAAAGUCAAGGUACAAUAAGAUACUUCCACUAUAUUAUCUUUAUGCUGAAUUUUUUUUUUUUUAACAUCACAAUAAAAUAUUUG
This is a messenger RNA of Formica exsecta, 4436 nucleotides long. RefSeq names its product ubinuclein-1 (gene yem). NCBI's taxonomy places the organism in Eukaryota, Metazoa, Arthropoda, Insecta, Hymenoptera, Formicidae. Gene Ontology annotation, cellular component: nucleus. The transcript is spliced from 12 exons. Bases 159 to 3242 code for a protein of 1027 amino acids. The record is from RefSeq and is a predicted model, not a curated record.